AUGAUACGGUCUGUUGCCAAAAUAGGCAAGCCCAUUCGGUCGCGGAUGGAUGGCGAGGGCGAUGUGUGGUGCUGGGGGGAGGACGAAUGGGAGCUGGAGGCCGCGGGGGGCGCCUGGGCGCGAAUGCCGGAGGUGCUACGUCGCCUGUAUUACACGCCGGUUUGUCCCGGGACCGGUGCGGCGGAUGGCAGCGGUGGAGGGAAAAGCGCUGGCGGGCAGCAGCAGCAGCGGCAGCAGCAGCAGGGGGGGGCCAUGGACACGAGCCGGGGGUUUCCCCACCGCCAGAGCGGCGGCGGGGCGUACUUUGGGGCGCUGUACUCCACCAGCAACAAGCGGAGAAGGGUGUACGACGAAGAUCCGACUGUGUCCCCCGACGACUUGGAUCUAGAGAUGGAGGUCGACGACCACGAGCACGACGCCGACUACCUGCCGCCGUACGGUGCGGGCGGUAGCAGCCGGCGCAGCAGCGGAUUCGGCAGCGGCCGCCGCUGGAGUGUGAAUGGCGGCGGCUCCGCCGGUACGGUCACCGCAAAGCGUCAGCGCAGCGGCGACGCAACCAACCUCAAUUACCUGUACCAACAACACCAUAACGGCGCCUUGUAUCGGCAGCAGCAAUAUACGUUUCAGUACAGCGACGCGACUCCAACGACUGCGGUAGCGAAACGGCGAAUCCUAGUGAGCUAUGGCCCGCCAGGCUGGGGCUCCGGAACCAGCAUUGAAAUGGCUGGCGGCGGCGGCGCCGCCGCUGUGACGGCGAAGGGGGGCCUCCAGGCCACAGCCGCCGCCCGUUGCGGCGGCGGCGGCGAUGGCAUUCCCGCGGGCCUGGCGGGGCUCCUUGAGGCGGCACUUGGGCACGACGCCGUCGACUUCGACACGACCGGCAGCGGCGGCGGCGGCGACGGUGGGAUCGUACAAGUAGCGGGCGCUGAUGGCGAUGACGUCACACGGCCGGGCUCCGAGGUGAAGGUGGAAGCAGAGCUGGGCUCGGACGCUGCAGGCGUUUCUGCGGCGGCGGCGGCGAUUGGCCGGCUUCUGGGGCAGGGAGGGGACACGACGGCGGCGCCAACUGCUGUACCGUUGCCGCCGCCGGGAGACCCCCAUGGGGCCCAUGUGGCAUUGUCCGACAGCAGUGCCCGCGCCCAGCGGUGCAGACAAGGGCAAGCACGACCGCCGUCGCGGCGAGGCCCGGCGGAGAACCGGCGGCGGCGGCGGCCAACGUCCACGGCACGUCGGCAAGCGGUUGUACCGCGGGUACGGGUACGGCUACGGACCCUCAUCGGCCGUCAGUCGUACGAUCCCGGGGAGCUGAGGCUCAAGAUCACGUUGGCGGGGCGCAGAUGUUUGUCUGGCGGCAGCGGCGACCAGGGGCCUGAAGAUGAGGUUCUAAACCCCGGUGGAGCUCGCGACGCUGGCAGCGGCGGCGGCGGCAGCGGCGGCUGGAAGGAGUGGCAGGGCGUUUACGGAGACGUGCAUGGCGGCGGCAGCGUUGCGGAUUCGGGACCGGGAGCGGGACUGGCGCGGGCUGGUGCCGCCGCCACUGCCCCCGGUUUCAGGGAAAUGAACAUCGCAGCGGCCUGUCAGGUUAUGGCAUGUCCCGGGGGCUCCAUCUUCACCUCCUUACCUGCCACUGCCGCCGCCGCCGCCGCUGCUGCGAUACCUACCGGUCUCGACGGGGCUGCGGCCGCAACCAAGCCGUACAGCACCCCAGCAGGCGCUGGCUCAGGCAGCGGCUGUUGCGUCAUGGAGGCCAUCGGGGCCUUACUGCACGACAAGCAGCCCGCCAUGCAGCAGCUUGCGAUGCGCGCACAGUUGGAGCUGGACAGCAUCGGCGUAAUCGUAUCCUAUCAGCGCCUGCUGUCAGGUCGCGGAGGCGGCAAUAGCGCUGUGCGGUCGGGCUCCUUAACGGCGGUGGAGUCGUCGUCGCCGCCGCCGUCAUGCGAUUCGGUGAUCUCCAACUUACCCACCGUGGAUGUGGUGGUCAGUCUCUUCAGCGCCAGGACCUCCUUUGGGAGCGCUCAACAGGCCCUGGCGGACCUCGUGGCCCCCGUGCGGCCCCAGUGUCGUCGCAUCCACGCAGCCCAGGUGCUGCAUGACGGGGCGGGCGGUUUAGCGCAGUCGGGAAAUCUGCGGUGUGAAGCCGGUGAAGGGGUGCACGCACGCAGCUGCCCAGCGGCAGCGGCGAUGUCCACGCGGGGGGGGGAAGGAAAACGCACAUUCAACCCCCGGAGUCACGGCACUGCCGUGUCAGCGGCUGCGAAGCGCGAUUGUAAUUGUAGCGCCUGGUGCCGCCACAUGCUCCUGACGCCCUCCCCCCCACUUGCACUCGCGUUUCGCGGGUUGUACGGCAAGCCGGCCGCGGCUUUGGUGAAAAAAAUCGACUUUGGUGGAAUUUCUAGGCGCCACAUCAAACGGGAUUGUUUUUACGGGGCGGUGACGGCGCGCCGCGUGGUGCGAGUCCCGGGAAAGGGAGAUUCCCUCCUGCUGGAUGUCCUCUUGUGUUUGUUGGAGGCACACGUGUUGGGGUGCUGGUUGAUGGCGUGCGAACGGGGGUUGUACGGUAUGUGUGGGGACUGCUCGGAGCCGGAGCCAAGAAGAGGGGGGGGGAGUGCGUUUUUCUCGGCUGGAGGGGUAUGUAUUGGAUAUUUGCUUAGGGUUUGCACCUGCAUUAUGAUUCAUUUCGGCGCCGCCGUACUGUGGGAGGCCCGAUUGUCACACCGGCACGGCACAGCGGUCAGGGUGUCUAAUUCUGUGUUGUGGUUCAGCGAGGCAGCCGUUGCAGCAUAUAUCGCAUGA
Messenger RNA from Volvox carteri f. nagariensis, 2793 nucleotides. RefSeq lists its product as uncharacterized. The record is from RefSeq and is a predicted model, not a curated record. The coding region runs from base 1 to 2793 and encodes 930 amino acids. The transcript has 13 exons. NCBI's taxonomy places the organism in Eukaryota, Viridiplantae, Chlorophyta, Chlorophyceae, Chlamydomonadales, Volvocaceae.